AUGCGUGUCUCCGUCCUUGCCGACUGCCUCAACAACAUUGUCAACGCUGAGAAGCGUGGCAAGCGCCAGGUGCUCGUUCGCCCGAGCUCCAAGGUCAUCAUCCGUGUCCUCACGGUGAUGCAGAAGCACGGCUACAUCGAGGAGUUCGAGGAGAUCGACGACCACCGCUCGGGCAAGCUCGUCGUCCAGCUCAACGGCCGCAUCAACAAGACCGGCGUCAUCUCGCCCCGCUUCAACAUCCGCCUCCCGGACAUUGAGAAGUGGGUUGCCCUCCUCCUCCCGGCCCGUUCGUUCGGCUACAUCAUCCUCACCACCUCGGCGGGCAUCAUGGACCACGAGGAGGCUCGCCGCAAGCACGUUGCCGGCAAGGUCCUCGGCUUCGUCUACUAA
Molecule: messenger RNA, 390 nt
Organism: Rhodotorula graminis WP1
Lineage: Eukaryota; Fungi; Basidiomycota; Microbotryomycetes; Sporidiobolales; Sporidiobolaceae
Exons: 6
Coding region: 1-390 (129 amino acids)
Biological process (GO): translation
Cellular component (GO): cytosolic small ribosomal subunit; ribosome
Molecular function (GO): structural constituent of ribosome
Source: RefSeq, a predicted model, not a curated record